This is a messenger RNA of Uloborus diversus, 609 nucleotides long. RefSeq lists its product as uncharacterized. The record is from RefSeq and is a predicted model, not a curated record. The transcript is spliced from 3 exons. Bases 50 to 430 code for a protein of 126 amino acids. NCBI's taxonomy places the organism in Eukaryota, Metazoa, Arthropoda, Arachnida, Araneae, Uloboridae.
CACAUCUUGAGCAAGAGAAGUUGCUUUGCAGUUGCUUGAUCAUUAAAAAAUGCAGUCAAAACUUUGUUGUUCCCUGCUGUUGGUGCUGAUAGCUUUAUGGUUUGCCGCCGGUCAAAGCCGAACAGACGAUGAUUUAAACAGCAUUUCAGAUAAGGAGGCUAUUGUGACGGAUCACAUUCUUCGCAACAUUCCAGACAUGCGAAUGAUGCUCAACGGGAUCUUACGUUACGAAAACGCAGCUGCAAAACAAUUGGAGGACAGCAUUCACUCUCCACUUCUCCUGCUCCCCAGCAAGGCCAGAGAGCCCGGUCCUACCUCCGACGAAGCCUUGGCCGCGCUGGCAUCGGGAUUUCUUGGAUCCCGAGGCAAACGUACCGAAUACAGCGAGAUUCCUGUGUUUGCUAAUGGAUUCCCUGCUGGUAGGGGAUGAAUGAUGAACAGUAACAUCGUCUUUGUCAUCUUAUGUAUAUUUUUAUCAAUCAUUUUUUUUUUUUUAAUUAUAUAUUUAUGAUGUUUACUCACGUAUUUAAGUUAUGUAUAUCUCUCGAUUAUUUUACAUUUUAGUUUUUGAAAUUCAUGUAUAAUUUUGGAUGGGCAUCUCCGCUUUAA